Plasmodium coatneyi is the source of this 2973-nucleotide messenger RNA. RefSeq names its product Serine/threonine protein kinase. Gene Ontology annotation, biological process: protein phosphorylation; signal transduction. Gene Ontology annotation, cellular component: cytoplasm. Lineage: Eukaryota; Apicomplexa; Aconoidasida; Haemosporida; Plasmodiidae. The record is from RefSeq and is a predicted model, not a curated record. Bases 1 to 2973 code for a protein of 990 amino acids. The transcript has 15 exons. Gene Ontology annotation, molecular function: protein kinase activity; ATP binding.
AUGAAGGACUGCUCGAGUAUGCGUAAAGACAGCGCUGUUUGGGGAGCCCUCAAAGGCGGCGUCAGUGAUAGUACGGAGAGCAGCAUUAUUGCGAAGUCCACUGAUGGAGAUAAAAAUAGCCUGACCAGUGGCAGGUGCAUCAGCAGGGAAGAAGCACAAACGGAGGAAGACCAGUUAGGCGGUGUCAACAGGGGAAGUAAAAACCAGCAUGAAGAUAAAAUGAGCGAUGAAGGUGUUCCCCCGCAGAAUGAUCAAAAUGCAGACGCAGAAAACGUACACAGGACCCACAUCGACACGCUAAGGAAGCUGAAGUCAAACCCAGAAAUAAAUCUAAAGAGAGGGGAAGAAAUCGUUAAGAAUGUCUGUAUGUUCGUUUCGGACGAUCUGGCAUUAAAGAGAAAAAUUAAAGCCCCGACGGAGAAGUUUAUAAAGCAGCUCUCCAUGAACGCCUUCCAUUUGUACUUCCCCCCGUAUAGCUGCUGUUACAACCAAAUUUCAAUGGCCCUGCUUUACCUCAGCGGAGACGUAGGUGACAUCCUCAUUGGGCUCAAAUACUUGAUAGAGAAUCUGGACGAAAUAAACUUUUUAGUGUUGAACUUUCUUGCUAAACUGAAAAAGAAAAAAAAAGUGAAGAGGAACCAAGUGGUCCUGCACCUCAUUGAGUUUCUGCAAAAUAGACUUUGCGAAGAAAACUUAAAUUAUAAAUACAGCCGGGAGAACAUGUUGGACUUUUACGAUAAUCUCAUGCAUAGCAAGAGGACUUUCUUCGAGGCAGGCCUUGUGAAAGACGCGGUGGACGUGAAGGACCUCAGGCUAAUCUACCUCUACACGCACGGCAUUCGGAUGAAGAGAGAAAGCAGCUUCGUGAAGGAGGUACUCCACCCGAGUAGUGACUUUCCCGCCGAAGAGGACAAUUUUUCCCGCGAAGUGAAUGGACGAAACUUUGUAAUUGCAAACAGCGGACACGAAUUAAAUUUCAAAUGUAGAAAAAAAAAAAAAAAAAAAAAAUUGAUGGGAGAAAUCCCCGUCCCGAAUGUACACCUAGGGUUACACUCAUGCUUUAGAGAAAAAUCCAUCUACGAUGUAGGAAGUUGUGAUUUAUUUUUUUUAAAAAAAAAAAUGUGUAAAUAUAUUUCCAAAUGUGUUGGGAGGUACAUGAAGGGUCGGAACAUGUGCAGAUACGGCGACACCGAUAUUUGCAGCUGCCUCUCCAGCAUCAUUGUAAGCGUAUUCAGUGACGCCAAACUAAGGGAAAAGGUUAACAUUGCCAAGAAGGAAGUCAAGAGUGUUAAAAAUGCUUUGAUUAAAAUUAAGAGGAUAGAAAAUUUGGUAGACAGGAUGAUCAAGUACGACCCUGAAAAUGUGAUCUCUACGGGGGGAGACACCCUCCCCCAGAGAGCAAGCCAAGAGGCACACAAACGUCACGCAGAUGGGGAGAGGGAUAGAAGCCAAGUGAAAAGGAAGCGCUCUCAAGUGGAAGCAGAACUUCCCGAGGAGGAACCCCCCCAAAAGACGAGCGGUGAAGUGGCCACUUCAAAUUGUUGCGACACUCGCGAAAGGACAUUCUCUGAAAUAUUUUCCUCAGAAAAUCGAAAAAAAAAAAAAAAAAGAAAAGAAAAAUGCAAUGAAAAUGAUGCGGACAGGGCGGGUCAAGAAGAAGACUCCGAUGCAGAAAGUGAGGAAAGUGAAGAAAGCGAAGAAAGCAUAAAAACGCACUACUACGAAAACUACGAUUUUAAUUUUGUAUUCCUGGGAAGUGUAAAAAAGGGAUCCGAUCGGCACAGGUCUCUGUUGUUUAAGCUGCUUUGCGAUUCGGUGGACAUCCCCUGCAGAUUUGUCCGUUAUGUGAAGAACCACAGGGUCAAGUACUUCAACCUCGUCUUAAUUCCCUCCCUUCCAGAGCAAAACAUCCCCGAGUGCAUUAUCCCCAUCUUUUGGGAGGAGAAGACAAAAACGAAAACCAACUCAAGUGCGCAGUCAAAGAUCACCAUUUCGAACUUUACCAAUAAUGUGAAAAUGCCUCUUGGGUACAUUGAUAGUUUUUUUUUGAAAGUAUGGGAGGGGAACAACGAAGUUGUAAACCUAGACGAGCACUUCAUCUUUGAGAGAAAGUUAGGAGUGGGUGGAUUUGGCGAAGUGUGGGACGUGUCCCUCAAGGAGGAUAGAGAAGUUCAAACCUCAUUUUUCUUUCCGAGCAUAAAAGACACAACGCACUUCGCGUUGAAAAUUAUGGACAUGAACGAAUUCAACCUGAACGAGUCUGUGAUUCUGCGGGAGAAGGCACACACCAACGUCGUGAAGAUUUACUGCACCUUCAAGGGCUACCAACUGCUGAUGAACAGGCAGCACCAGGAGGAGAGGAAGGAGUGUCUCUGCUUCCUGUUGCAGCUGGCCGACACGUCAUUGGAAAAGGUCUUCUGCGAUAAGGGAGCGGCAUACAACCUUAAUUUCGUGCGACUGACUCUGUUGGAGAUAGCCAAUGUAAUGUCCUUCAUUCACAAGGAAAAUUCCAAACAGGAAUUUUACAUAUAUCGGGAUUUGAAGCCAGACAACGUGUUGAUAAAGGGGAAGAAGAUCCUCCUGACGGAUUUUAACCUGUCCAGGAAGGUCGACCAAGACUUCGAAUACCUUAUGAGUCAGUGUUGUGGCACAAAGGGUCACUUGGCCCCUGAGCAGAAAAGCGUGGCUUACAACAGGACUGUUGACGUUUGGGCCUUUGCAGUUAUUGUGUCCAAAUUUUUAAAGCACAAAAAUUUUCACUACUUUUCGCAUGGGGGAUAUAAGGUGGACUUGAAGCAUUUUGAGAUUCAGGACAAAUUCCUGAUAAACCUGCUGCUCUCCUGCAUCGACGAGAACCCCUUCAUGCGGCCCACAUUUGGGGACAUUUCCCGGAUGCUUAUUAACGAAAUUGUGAGGAAUGAGCUGGAGAGAUAUGGGCGGGCCACCCUUUUGAAGACAGCUUGGGAAAAGUAG